AUGGAGUAUCCAAUCCUUUACAGCGGCGAGAUUUACCCAGGAUAUGGUAUUCCUGGGCCCGACCGCGUUGUGUUUGUUUCAGAAUCGUGCAUCUAUGCUGGGGCUAUGACCCAUGACGGUGCUCCGGCGGAUCACCCCAAUUGGUUUGUAGCCUGCACUUAA
Molecule: messenger RNA, 162 nt
Organism: Pyricularia oryzae 70-15
Lineage: Eukaryota; Fungi; Ascomycota; Sordariomycetes; Magnaporthales; Pyriculariaceae
Exons: 2
Coding region: 1-162 (53 amino acids)
Molecular function (GO): RNA binding; RNA nuclease activity
Source: RefSeq, a predicted model, not a curated record